Molecule: messenger RNA, 1106 nt
Organism: Arabidopsis arenosa
Lineage: Eukaryota; Viridiplantae; Streptophyta; Magnoliopsida; Brassicales; Brassicaceae
Source: the annotation of a GenBank genome assembly
GAUGUCACUAUUACUGUUUUAGCAUCCUCUUCUACUCUUUAUUUAGAACCUUACCAUGGAAAAAAAUGUAUAAGAAUCAGCUUCAAGAGCUUGCACAGAGAAGCUGUUUCAAUUUACCAUCAUAUACUUGCAUAAGAGAAGGACCAGAUCAUGCUCCAAGAUUCAAAGCUUCUGUUAACUUCAAUGGUGAGAUAUUUGAAAGUCCCACUUACUGUUCCACUCUCAGACAAGCUGAGCAUGCAGCUGCAGAAGUUUCUCUUAAUGUCCUUUCCUCUAGAGUCCCUUCAAAAUCCUUAACUGCUAAGAUUCUUGAUGAGACAGGGAUUUACAAGAACCUGCUUCAAGAGACAGCACACAGAGCUGGUCUUGAUCUACCAAUGUACACAAGUGUGAGAUCAGGAUCUUGUCACUUCCCAGGUUUCUCUUGUACUGUGGAACUUGCUGGGAUGAGUUUUACAGGAGAAUCAGCAAAGACAAAGAAACAAGCUGAGAAAAACGCAGCCAUUGCAGCUUGGUCCUCUUUGAAGAGAAUGUCAAGCUUGGAUUCUCAAGAUGAAGAGAAGGAACAAGAAGCAGUAGCAAGAGUACUCUCAAGAUUUAAACCCAAAGAACAAUACAAAGACAGAUCAUCACAAGAAGCUAAGACAGAGACAGCGACAGAGAUGAUCAACAGCAAAGCCAAAGUCAAUGAAACAUCAAACAGAUUGAGUAAGCAAAUGCCCUUUUCCGACAAGAACAGAUACAACUUCGUCGGAGGAUGUAGCGUAAACCCUUUUAGUCUGGCUCCAGCAGUUCAAAUGAGAUCAGUGAUUCCAGUUUUCGCAGCUCCACCAUCGAAACCAAACCCUAACCCUAACCCUAACCCAUCAUCAUUAUCAUCGUCAGUCAAUGAAUCCACCACAUCCAUAAACUCAUGUUCUGUUCUGAAUACGCCGGGAUUGGGAGGCCAAGAGAAGAAGAGUCAAAGCUGUGAAAUAAUCAAACUUGGUUUAGAAUCGAGAAUUUUGAAUCAAACCCAUGAUUAGUUAGCUAAAUUUGGUUAAAGGGUUAAUCCCAAAUUAAAUCCUUGUCAAGUGUUGUCACAUAGAUAAAGUAUAGACCAGUAU